AUGUAUGAUAUUGUGCCACACGAUUUGAACGAUGCUUUCCGCAGCAACUGCUCCGCUAUUCGUUGCUUCCAGGAGGUGGUGAAUCUCUGUGGGGGCUGGAGGAUGUCGUCGAAGCGUAAAGUGCUGUUGAUGGGAAAAAGUGGUUCGGGGAAGACAUCGAUGCGUUCGAUUAUUUUCGCAAACUAUAUUGCUCGAGAUACGAAUCGCCUGGGGCCAACAAUGGAAGUGGAACAUGCGCAUGUUCGGUCUGUUCCCGAAAUUUCACUGAUAACUCAUUUUUGA
Molecule: messenger RNA, 282 nt
Organism: Gongylonema pulchrum
Lineage: Eukaryota; Metazoa; Nematoda; Chromadorea; Rhabditida; Gongylonematidae
Source: the annotation of a GenBank genome assembly